AUGAGCGUCAUCGUGCUACUCGUCCUCCAGGUGAUCAUAUAUCAACACGUGAGAUGUCAAGGAGGUGGUGGGCCAAGUACAUUCGGAUACGAUGCAUCCUCAGCGUGCAGCAAACCGUAUUCGCGUUCGAGUCGCGCGCGAUUCGCGAAUCUGCCCUGCGAUUUUCGACGACAGAACUGGUGCGCGAUUGCCGGAAGUGCUUAUCCAUGGCACGCUGUUCGACGUUUCGUACAAGAGAAUCAAGGAUUAAUGAGACGAAUGUACGGAGACGAGAGACACAUUAAUGUACUGAGAGCAGAAUUCGAAAAAAAUGACAUAGAAUUAAAAAAUGACGAAUAUUACCACCACUUUUCCGACGAACACAGAAAAUAUCAAUAUUCUCACGAUUACGAGUACUUCGAAAACGAAGAAAACUUAAGAAACGACGACGAGUACGAGCGACGAGGCUUCACGAGCAGAUCGUUCAACGACAAUGGCGGCAAACGAUCGAACAAAUUUCCAAAAUUGAGCGAGUACACGAGACCUCACUUCCGACCAACCGAGAAAUCCACUUCGACUACCACAACGACGACAGCGACCUCUACGAUCACCGUUUCGUUGGUCACUGAAACGCCAUCCGCGCCAUCUACAUCCCCAGCGGCCAUUUUGGUACCGCGUGAAUCUACAACGAUCUCAGUGAACGAUACAAACGACGCUAAAACUGAGAACAGCGACGAAACAUCGUCGAUUAUGGCUCCCCAGGUCGUCAGGGAGCAGAAUUUCAGCCUAAACGAAAUUCCAGAGCAACUGGACAAGAUGGAGGAGGAACUCGAGGAAAUGGCGGACGUUUCAGAGGCCCCGGACAUAGAUUUCGAGGAAACUUCGACUGUUAGUUUGCCAGGAAUGACGGAACUGCCUGCUGAGCUCGAUAUCAGCGGAGACCUGUUUGCCACGCCGAAAGAAACGACUGUUGAGGAGACUUCCAGCUCGAACGAGCAACAGGAGUUCAAACCUCGACCGGAAUAUCGACCGGCGGGCAAGCCGGAAGCCUCCUCUUCCAUGGAGGGGCAGCUGUACCAGGACGUAGCCGCGAAAGAUCAACAGGAACAACCGGUUCUGAAACUCAGAGGAGUGAAUGCUUGUCCUGUGAAGGAGGAGGUCGUUGCACCCUUCUGGGCAAACAACACAAGAGGGGAAGUUUUGGCGCUGUUGAAUCUCUACCCCUUUGAACAAUACGUCCACUGGGAAAAAUGCACUCAUGAGAACAAACAGAUGUACUGCAGAGACGGAUGCAGAUGCGAGCAACAAUACAGACUCCACAGACUGUUGGCUUACGAUCCAAAUAACGAGUGUCGUGGCAUCUUCAGCGACUGGUUCAAGUUCCCAAGCUGUUGCGUGUGUCGUUGUUACGAUUUGCCCCUCGAAUUUCGCGUAACUUCUCGAUCCCCCCGAAUGCAAAAACGAGUUAAAGUUCGUCCACCUCGUAGUCGCUAUUCCUAA
Molecule: messenger RNA, 1479 nt
Organism: Colletes gigas
Lineage: Eukaryota; Metazoa; Arthropoda; Insecta; Hymenoptera; Colletidae
Gene: spz4
Product: protein spaetzle 4
Exons: 6
Coding region: 1-1479 (492 amino acids)
Biological process (GO): regulation of Toll signaling pathway; innate immune response; central nervous system formation
Cellular component (GO): extracellular region
Molecular function (GO): Toll binding; growth factor activity
Source: RefSeq, a predicted model, not a curated record